AUGCCUGUCGACAUUUUCUCGAACUAUGACAUUAUCAUCGAGUGGAAAACCCCAGACCAUGUCGCGAAAACGUGUCCGAAUGUCGCCCUCGCCGGACGAGACGCGUCCACUCCACGAAAUGAACAAUCCGCAACGCGCUACAUAAAGAGCCUCACUCCGCGCGAGAGAGUUGAUAUGGUUCUAUCAGACCUUCGGGAACAUCACAGGUGGUCUAUGAAGGAUCUUAUCUACCAUAUGGUGCAUGCUCCACCGGAGAUACCGUACGGCAGUUCGGAAAAACGGCGCGCAAGACUGCUGUCGCAAGCAAUAUACGGGCAACCGGAAGUUGUCAGUCAGUUAGCUAGUGUUUCCAAGGACAUCUAUACCAUUGGCCUGUCCGAACAAGCUUCUCGGCUACAAUCUGAGCUUAAAGGCCUUGACGUACUGGGCGAUUUUGAAUUGUAUACUGAUCCUGAACAUGUGGAUGUUGUUCCUGCAUUGGCUACGCGAGCUCAGUCUAAAGCUCCAGAGCUAUGGAGUCUCCUGGUCGGCAUCAUGACACCACCAAGAGGCUCUCGUGAUACGGCUACAGUCUAUCCAGGCAGCAUCUUGAUGAUCUGUUCAAUGCUCGCGUUUGCCUUUGCACCGCGGAAAAGCAACAACUUCCCAACGCUGCUCGGCCUGUACUUACAUGCAAACGGGGUCAAGCGACGCGUGAUUAGCCUCCUGUCUGGCCUGGGGAUAAUUACAGCUUACAAGACUAUCAUGGACCGACGGAAGAAACUCGCAGACCUAGGACAGAGAUGA
This is a messenger RNA of Penicillium bovifimosum, 786 nucleotides long. RefSeq lists its product as uncharacterized. Bases 1 to 786 code for a protein of 261 amino acids. The record is from RefSeq and is a predicted model, not a curated record. NCBI's taxonomy places the organism in Eukaryota, Fungi, Ascomycota, Eurotiomycetes, Eurotiales, Aspergillaceae. The transcript has 3 exons.